This is a messenger RNA of Trifolium pratense (red clover), 1583 nucleotides long. Its product is annotated as pto-interacting protein 1. The record is from RefSeq and is a predicted model, not a curated record. Gene Ontology annotation, biological process: protein phosphorylation. The transcript has 8 exons. Gene Ontology annotation, molecular function: ATP binding; protein kinase activity. NCBI's taxonomy places the organism in Eukaryota, Viridiplantae, Streptophyta, Magnoliopsida, Fabales, Fabaceae. The coding region runs from base 214 to 1302 and encodes 362 amino acids.
CGGCUAAGUCAAGUCAAGGUAGUUUCCUCUUCAUUCAUUCAUUCAUUUCACACAUAAACAUUCAUCCAUUCAUCACGCUUCAAUAUUCAUUCAUUCAACAAACAAACCUUUCUUUUCAUCUCUUUGCGUUUGCAUCAUCCGUUUUGUGGUCCACUCCACUCCAAAACCAACAUCAACAAACUCACUCUGCAAUUACUAACAGAACAUAGGAUCAUGGGUUGCUUUGGUUUCUGCAAAGAAAAUGAUUCUUACACAACUGCUGACAAAGGAAUCUUCAUGCAAAACAAUCCUACAGGGAACUCAAGUUAUCAUGGAAGACACACACCAAUAACCGUUCCUCGCCCUAUAAAUCUUCAACCUAUUUCUGUCCCUUCUGUUACAGUAGAUGAAUUAAGGUCUUUGACAGAUAAUUUUGGUACAAAGACUUUCAUCGGUGAGGGUGCAUAUGGAAAAGUAUAUCGCUCCAUAUUGAAAAAUGGACGUGAAGUGGCAAUUAAAAAGUUGGAUUCCACUAAACAGCCAGACCAAGAAUUUCUUUCUCAGGUCUCCAUUGUAUCAAGGCUAAAGCAUGAAAAUGUUGUUGAGCUUGUUACUUAUUGUGUCGAUGGUCCUUUGCGUGCCCUUGCGUAUGAGUAUGCUCCUAAUGGAUCCCUUCAUGAUAUUCUACAUGGACGCAAAGGCGUGAAGGGCGCAGAACCUGGUCAAGUUCUGACAUGGGCUCAAAGAGUUAAAAUUGCUGUUGGAGCAGCUAGAGGACUUGAAUAUCUUCAUGAAAAGGCAGAGGUUCAUAUUGUCCAUCGUUACAUUAAAUCUAGUAACAUACUUCUAUUCGAGGACGAUGUUGCUAAGAUUGCUGAUUUUGAUCUGUCGAAUCAAGCCCCUGAUGCUGCAGCACGUCUUCAUUCUACCCGUGUUCUUGGAACUUUUGGUUAUCAUGCUCCAGAAUAUGCAAUGACUGGAAACCUCAGUUCAAAGAGUGAUGUUUACAGUUUUGGAGUUAUACUGUUGGAACUCUUAACCGGGCGUAAACCUGUUGAUCAUACACUCCCCCGAGGACAACAAAGCCUUGUGACUUGGGCAACACCAAAACUUAGUGAAGAUAAGGUGAAGCAGUGUGUUGAUGUUAGACUAAAGGGAGAGUACCCUUCCAAGUCAGUUGCAAAGAUGGCUGCUGUUGCUGCACUGUGUGUUCAAUAUGAAGCCGAGUUUCGACCAAAUAUGAGCAUCAUUGUCAAAGCUUUACAGCCUCUGAUGAAUAAUAAUACUCGUUCUGCUCAACCAAGGGAACCACGCAACUUGUAAAUUCAUAAAUCAAACCCAUCAUUUCUUAGAUUGAUUGUGUUGAUGACACAAUUGACUUUGGUGACUUAAUAUGAAAGUAUCAUUUGUAGUGUUCAUUUUACCUAACAUUUGUAUUUCAAGUAAACAUUACUAAGAAAAUAGUGAUUCAUAUUUAGGUUUCUGGUUUUGAGUGCCUUAUGCUAUGUUGCAACUUCAUAUUUUUGCUACAACUCAUGUACAAGUGAAAAUAUUAUAUUAUUUAUACUACUACUGAACAACAUGUGUCUAUUUGCAUGUUAAAA